Molecule: messenger RNA, 600 nt
Organism: Trypanosoma cruzi
Lineage: Eukaryota; Euglenozoa; Kinetoplastea; Trypanosomatida; Trypanosomatidae
Product: mucin TcMUCII, putative
Exons: 1
Coding region: 1-600 (199 amino acids)
Source: RefSeq, a predicted model, not a curated record
AUGAUGACGUGCCGUCUGCUGUGCGCCCUGUUGGUGGUUGCCCUGUGCUGCUGCCCGUCCGUGUGCGCGACAAAGGCUCAGUUGGAGGAUACUGGAAGUCUUGUUGAAGAAGUAGGCGAAAUACAGCCGCCUCUUCCACAACAGACACCUGCUCAGAAAGGUGAAGGGCCGGGCGCGGAAAAUGGAAAUACUGCCAGAGGUGCAGGGAAAGGAGGCGGUAAGACCACUCCGCAUCCGCAAUCAAGUGCUACUCCCAAUAAGGUACAAGAAAAAGGUGCGGAAGAAACUUCUGGGACAAAAAUUGUCACGAGAGCAUCCACAGAACAAGGAAAUAAAAAUGUCGACGAUUCUACCGAGGAAGCUGCUGCCACUUCUUCCCAGACGACCACGACGACGACAACAAAAUCACCAACCACGACCACGACCUCCACCACUACAACAGAGGCACCAAGUACUACGACUACAGAGGCGCCAACUACAACGACCACCCGCGCACCGUCACGUCUUCGCGAAAUGGACGGCAGCCUCAGCAGCUCUGCGUGGGUGUGUGCCCCGCUGGUGCUCGCCGCAUCCGCGCUGGCGUACACCGCUGUGGGCUGA